GGUUUUGCUAAAUUGCCAGGUCUGGACUCGAACUUAUGAUCUUCCUGCCUCAGUCUCCAGAGUGGCUAGACUUACAGGGAUCAAACUCACAACUACCUGCUUGCAAGGAAGGCACUUAUGCCACUGAGCUAAAUCCUCAGCCCCCUACUUACUUUGAUGAAGUUAUUUUGUUUAUUCAUUUACUUGUUUAUUGACUACCUACUGCCCUUCAAAUGUGAGUUCCAGGAAGCUAGAGUUUUGUUCAUUGGCCUCCAUGUUCUCAGCUUCUUUGCCUGCCUCUUUUUCCUAGAUGUACCCACCUCUUCUCAAGUGCUUUUCAGAUUUCUCAGGGAGAAUGUCUCUAAGCACCCUGUUAAGAGUUGCACCUGUCCCUUUCCUUUCUCUGUAUUUCUCUGUAAUACUUAAACAUUUCAAUCAACAUUCACUGAACUCAGAAUAUUUUUUCUUUCACCAGAAUGAAGUCUAUGAGAGCUUUUAAUGUGAUUCUCAGUGUUUAGUGUAAUACUUGAUUCAAGAGAUGCUCAGUAAAUAUUUAAUAUACGUUGAAUUAAUAAGCCAUAGUUAUUAAGUCCAAAUCAAUAAGUAGCUUUUGUUUUUCUGGGACUCUUCUCUUAGUCUGAUCAUGUAGUAAAUAUUAAAGUAAUUGCUGACGCCCAGGAGAAGUCAUUUUCCGUAAUUCUGCGAUGUAACAUUUACUGGGCACUUGGCAUGAGCAGUCUCGGUCAUAAGAUACAGUAAUGGCAAGCACAAGGUUGCCAUUAGGGUUUUAGCUUUUAUUAUUACAGUUAUCUUUGAGAGGAGGGAAUUAGAGUGGGAGAAGUGAAUGAUUUGCUCCAGAUCCUGUGGCAAAGCUGAGUACAGAACCUGCAUCCCCGUUCUGCUCUCUGAGCUCGUCCUGUGUUCUUUCGAGUGUUGAACUUUAUUACGUCAGCGAAAGCUUUUCAAGCUGCCUCAAGGAAAAAACCUUUCAAAGGCUGACUUAACGUAAGACGGACCCGACCCGGACUGUUUUGCAUUUGAAUCCUGGAUGGCGGGAAGCAGCCUGGCAGGUGUCGGAGGGGCGGGGCGGAGACGCCAGGGCCGCCAGCCAAUCAGAGGGCGGGCGCCUCCCUCUCUCCCUCCCAGCCGUCCCGCGCCAAAAUUCCAAACGGGACUUCGCGCCGCUCCCUCUGUGUUCCUCCGCCGAGCCCAGCGGGACGGAACUACAUAAGGAAAAGGCCGCGUUCUCGCGGCUAGACCCGCUCAACUCCUGGGCUCCAUUGGCUUGCUUUCCAGUCCACCGAGGCGUGGCCUUCUUCGCGCCUGGAGGCGGAGGACGGCAUCGAGCUCCCGCCUUGGGCGGCGGAGCGGAGCACCGCGCGGCGGAGGGAUCCCGGACGCGCGUUGCGGAAGGCGCGCAGUCCGUGGCGCCAGAAUUCGGAGCGCGGAAGCGGGAAGCGCGGAGUCGCGGAGUCGCAGGCGCCGAGCCCGGGCUCCCUCGCGCGCGGAGGCGCAGACGCGAUGGUGGUUCUCCGCAGCAGCCUGGAGCUGCACAGCGGCUCCACCGCCUCAUCCUCAGGCUCCCUGGACCUGUCCAGCGAGUUCCUCAGCUUGGAGCAGAUGGGACGGAGGCGGCUCCGCUCGGCGGGCGCGGCAGAGAAAGCCGCAGUCACCGGGGCCGCCAAGAGGGAUGGAUCUUCAGUUAAGGAAGUUGAGACAAAUCACCGGACAUGUUCGUUGAGGCCCUUGAGGAAAUGUACACAGACUUCUUCAGAUUCUAGUUUCAAUAAGGAAAUGGAGAGACAUGCUAAUGGCAGGCACUUUACAAGACAGUUGGCCAGACAACACGCUGAUAAAAAAACAGAAGAGUGCAAAGAAGACGGAGUGAUCACACAGUCAUUGAGGACCAGAAACCUCGCUCAGACUGCAAAGCACCUGUGCAGAGAGAACGGCGGUGCGGAGGUGCGUCGCAGCUGCAGGAUUAGGAGUCGUUACAGUGCUGUGAAUCAGUCUGUGCUAUUUGACAAGCUUAUAACAAACACUGCUGAAGCUGUACUUCAAAAGAUGGAUGACAUGAAGAAAAUGCGUAGACAGCAACUGAGGAAACUUGGAGACUUGAGAGUGUAUAAAGAACCAGAAGAGGGCAGUCUUCAUAUGUACACAAGGGGAAGACAAAAAGAAAUUCAAAGAGCUGAUGAAGAAACAACUGAUAACCAAGAAGGCAGCGUAGAGUCAUCUGAAGAGGGUGAACCCCAGGAUGAAGACGAUGGUGAAGAUGAUGAUGGUGCAGAUGAAGAUGAUGGUGAUGGUGAAGAGGAAGAGGAUGAUGGUGAAGAAGAUGACGACGACGAUGAUGAUGAAGAAGAAGAAGAUGGAGAAGAAGAUAAUCAGAAACGCUAUUAUCUUAGACAGAGAAAAGCGGCUGUUUACUACCAGGCUCCAUUGGAAAAACCUCGCCACCAGAGAAAACCCAACAUAUUUUACCAAGGCCCAGCUUCUCCUGCCAGACCAAGAUAUCGACUGUCUUCUACGGGACCAAGAAGCCCCUAUUGCAAAAGAAUGAACAGACGAAGACAUGCAAUCCACAGUAGUGACUCUACUUCUUCCUCCUCCUCAGAAGAUGAACGUUUUGAGAGGCGCAGGAAAAGGAGCCGGAACAGAGCUAUCACUAGGUGCCUUCCGUUAAAUUUUCGGAAAGAUGAGUUAAGAGGAAUCUAUAAAGAUCGAAUGAAAAUUGGAGCCAGCCUUGCCGAUGUUGACCCUAUGCAGCUGGACUCUUCAGUACGGUUUGACAGUGUGGGUGGUCUGUCUAGUCACAUUGCAGCUCUGAAAGAGAUGGUGGUGUUUCCAUUGCUGUACCCAGAAGUCUUUGAAAAAUUCAAAAUCCAGCCCCCCAGAGGUUGUUUGUUCUAUGGUCCACCCGGAACUGGAAAAACUCUGGUUGCUAGAGCCCUUGCCAAUGAAUGCAGCCAAGGGAAUAAAAGAGUAGCGUUUUUCAUGCGGAAAGGCGCCGACUGUCUAAGUAAAUGGGUAGGGGAGUCUGAGAGACAGCUCCGACUGCUGUUUGAUCAGGCCUAUCAGAUGCGCCCAUCCAUUAUUUUCUUCGAUGAGAUCGAUGGUUUGGCUCCAGUGCGGUCAAGCAGACAAGACCAGAUUCACAGCUCUAUUGUCUCCACUCUGCUAGCUCUUAUGGAUGGGCUGGACAGCAGAGGAGAGAUCGUGGUCAUCGGUGCUACCAAUAGGCUGGACUCCAUAGACCCUGCCUUGCGAAGGCCUGGUCGAUUUGACAGAGAGUUCCUUUUCAGCCUACCUGAUAAAGACGCUCGAAAAGAGAUUCUGAAGAUUCACACAAGGGAUUGGAAUCCCAAACCAUUGGACGUAUUUCUAGAAGAAGUAGCAGAAAACUGUGUUGGCUACUGUGGUGCAGAUAUUAAGUCGAUAUGCGCUGAGGCUGCUUUGUGUGCCCUGCGUCGACGUUACCCACAGAUCUAUGCAACUAGCGCGAAGCUACAACUGGAUCUCUCUUCAAUUAACAUUUCCGCCAAGGACUUUGAGGUAGCUAUGCAGAAGAUGAUUCCUGCCUCCCAGAGAGCUGUGGCCUCCCCUGGCCAGGCACUGUCUGCCAUCGUGAAGCCACUCCUGCAAAGUACUGUGCACCGAAUCCUGGAGGCACUGCAGAGGGUAUUUCCGCAUGCAGAAAUCGAAGCAGACAAAGCACUAGACUCAGCUAUUUCUUGUCAUCUUCUAGACAGCGACUUGGCAUACAGUGAUGAUGAUGUUCCGUCAGUAUAUGAAAAUGGACCUCAGAAAUCCUAUACUAAAGCAAAAGAAAAUUUUAGUUUUCUUCACUUAAAUAGAAAUGCUUGUUACCAACCCUUGUCUUUUCGACCAAGAAUAUUAAUUGUGGGAGAACCAGGAUUUGGGCAGAGUUCUCAUUUGGCACCAGCUGUCAUCCAUGCCCUGGAGAAGCUCACCGUCCACACUCUGGACAUUCCCGUCCUCUUUGGAGUCAGUGCUGCAUCCCCUGAGGAGACGUGUGCCCAGGUGAUUCGCGAGGCUAAGAGAACAGCACCAAGCAUAAUCUAUGUCCCGCACAUUCACUUGUGGUGGGAAGUGGUUGGACCAGCACUCAAAGCCACGUUCACCACCUUGCUGCAGAGCAUUCCAUCGUUUGCCCCAGUUCUGCUGCUUGCAACUUCUGACAAGCCCCAUUCUGCUCUGCCAGAAGAGGUGCAAGAGUUAUUUACCUAUGAUUAUGGAGAGAUUUUUAAUGUCCAGUUACCAGGCAAAGAAGAACGGACAAAAUUUUUUGAAGAUUUAAUUCUAAAACAAGCUGCUAAGCCUCCUGUGUCAAAAAAGAAAGCAGUUUUGCAGGCAUUGGAGGUCCUGCCGGUGGCAGCGCCCCCUGAGCCUCGACCUCUGACAGCCGAGGAAGUGCAGCGGCUGGAGGAGCAGGAGGAGGACACCUUCCGGGAGCUGAGGAUCUUCCUAAGAAGCGUCACACACAGGCUUGCCAUCGACAAGCGCUUCCGAGUGUUCACGAAGCCCGUGGACCCUGAUGAGGUUCCUGAUUAUGUCACUGUGAUAAAGCAGCCGAUGGAUCUUUCAUCUGUAAUCAGUAAAAUUGAUCUCCACAAGUAUCUCACUGUGAAAGACUAUUUGAGAGAUAUUGACCUCAUCUGUAGUAACGCUUUAGAGUACAAUCCAGAUAGAGACCCCGGAGAUCGUCUUAUUAGGCAUAGAGCCUGUGCUUUAAGAGAUACCGCCUAUGCGAUAAUUAAAGAAGAACUCGAUGAAGACUUUGAGAAGCUUUGUGAAGAGAUUCAGGAAUCGAGAAAGAAGAGAGGUUGUUGCUCCUCCAAGUACGCUCCGUCUUAUUACCACGUGAUGCCAAAGCCCAGCUCCGCUGCUGCUGGGGACAGAAAACCGGAUGUAGACCAAGAUGAAAAACCACAGCCUCUCACUGCUCCAGUGGCUUCCAGCACACCUACUCAGUUGAAAAGAAAAAAACGCAGAAGGUCCAAGUGGCAAGUUGGCACCAUAACCAAGCGGAGGAAGGUUUCCCAGGACAGAGACAACAGCCAGAGCACUGUGGAAGAGGAAGUGGAGAGCGAUGCGGAGGCUGCUCCAGAUGCCAGUACAGGACAGAAUGAGCAUGGAGACACGGGAGAGUCUUCCGCAGAAGACACCGAGAAGGAGCAGCCUGCCUCUGAGAGCAGAGGCAAACUGGGAGGCUGCAGCUGUGGUGCCCCUACUGCGGAAAACGGGCCCGAGGCCAGGAGGGCUGCAGCGAGCUACGAAUUGAGAAAAGAAAGGAUUGUGUGCAACGGACAUGUGUCUGGCUCUCAGAUGACAGAUGCUGAAAGUGAAGUAAAAGAAAUGUGUAUCCUGCGGAUGACUCGAGCCCGGCGCUGCCAAGUGGAGCAGCAGCAGCUCAUCAGUGUGGAAAAGGCGCUGGCGAUCCUCUCCCGGCCCACACCUGCGCUCGUGGUGGACCAUGAGCGGCUGAGGAAUCUCCUGAAGACUGUUGUUAGCAAAAGUGAAGACUACAAUAUAUUUCAACUGGAAAAUUUGUAUGCAGUAAUCAGCCAGUGCAUUUAUCAGCAUCGCAAGGACUAUGACAAAACCACGCUUAUUAAGAAAAUGGAGCAAGUAGUAGUAAACUUCAGGUGUUCUGGAUCAUGACGUCUUCGCAUGAGGUGUUUUUAUAUUCAGUUCCUAUUUAAUUUACUUCUGAUGUGUCCACAGAGUAACUGAUGCAAGGUGAAAUCCUGCGUCUUAAAGGAAAAGUUUCAGACCAGAAAAUGCACUUAACUUUCCUGAUAGCUGUGUGCAUGUGUAAGACAGCCAACAGCUGUGGUGAGCCUGUGUGAGCAGGGCACUGUGGUGGUAGUUGAAGUUCAGCCAGCUCAUAAUAAAGCUGUUUUGUUAACUGAUGCUUUGUGGCACUGAAGAGUGUUAGCAGCAUUGCAGUUUUUCGAGUGAAGCACUUUCGAUCCCCCUCCUGUCGCUGCUGUGUCCACCGUGGGCUCCCUCGCUGGCCCCUGAGAGCCAGAGGCUGAGUCAGAGCUCAUGAGCCAUGUCAUGUUCUCCUGUCAAAACUGAGUGGCCUUAGAUAAGCAUUUUUAUAAUUCUAAUGUGACUUAAUGAAGUUUUUUUUUUUUGGCUCUUAUGAUUACAUACAAAACAAAUGUGUAACUACCUUUCUAAAGGACUUUAAUAGCACACAAUUUUGUAUUUGAAAAGCAUUUAUAUCUUUCUAUAAUUGUAUGUAGGUUAUAUUCUAUAGAUAUCUUUUAUAUGCAAAUAUAUAAAUAUAAAAUAUUGUGUUACCAAUACCAAAAAUAUAUUUCUUAAAGCUAAA
Molecule: messenger RNA, 6343 nt
Organism: Cavia porcellus (domestic guinea pig)
Lineage: Eukaryota; Metazoa; Chordata; Mammalia; Rodentia; Caviidae
Gene: Atad2
Product: ATPase family AAA domain containing 2
Exons: 29
Coding region: 1501-5664 (1387 amino acids)
Biological process (GO): positive regulation of transcription by RNA polymerase II
Cellular component (GO): nucleus
Molecular function (GO): ATP hydrolysis activity; histone binding; ATP binding
Source: RefSeq, a predicted model, not a curated record